This is a messenger RNA of Solenopsis invicta (red fire ant), 1508 nucleotides long. RefSeq names its product protein YIPF6. NCBI's taxonomy places the organism in Eukaryota, Metazoa, Arthropoda, Insecta, Hymenoptera, Formicidae. The coding region runs from base 392 to 1084 and encodes 230 amino acids. Gene Ontology annotation, biological process: endoplasmic reticulum to Golgi vesicle-mediated transport. Gene Ontology annotation, cellular component: membrane; trans-Golgi network. The transcript is spliced from 7 exons. The record is from RefSeq and is a predicted model, not a curated record.
CCUGGCCAGCGGAACCGUCAUCUGGUAUCUGGUUCUCUGGAUCAUCGGGAGUCGUCAUCAGUGGUACAUACGUGUACUGUGUACAUGUACAUUUCAAUUCGCCGGAUGCAUUUGGAGAGCCGUAAUCGAUCAGAUAAAUGCUACGCCUUCAAUGGCUCACGUCAAUAGAGAGUCGUAAACGUAAAUUGGCAAGCUAAGGAACGUGUAUGCAAUACCACGAACGUGCCGCACAGUGUAUGCUGGGCGCGUGAACGUGUCGGUCAACGGCACGCGCACGACGGAUUCUUCCCUGAUAUGCCUGCAGUGCAUCACUUGCGAGAUCAUCGACGUUAUAUCUCAUCCUAGCAUUCCUAGCUCUCAUUAACAAUUCGAAUCCCUGUCGGCAGUGAAUAUGGCGGCAAUGGACGGCGACACGAAGCUCGACAUGUACGACGAUGUCACGUACGCUGUCGAUCCUCAGCAUGUCGAGGGUGAGAUGACAAUAGGUGCGAAGCAAAGGUCAACUUUGGGAGAGCCAGAAUUUAAUACGUUAGAUGAGCCCAUCAAGGAUACAAUUUUGAGGGACGUUCGAGCUGUAGGCAAGAAGUUUUUCCAUGUCUUAUAUCCUAAAGAAAAGAAAAGUCUACUGAAAGAAUGGGAUCUAUGGGGACCAUUAAUAUUGUGUACUUUUAUGGCAAUGAUAUUACAAGGUUCCACUGAUGUAGCAGAUAACUCAAAUGACGGAGGACCUGAAUUUGCAGAAGUGUUUGUUAUCGUGUGGAUUGGAUCUAUGGUUGUAACAUUGAAUUCAAAACUGUUGGGUGGAAAUAUAUCUUUCUUCCAAAGCGUUUGCGUCCUAGGAUAUUGCUUACUACCGACUGCCAUCGCACUAAUAUUAUGUAGAAUUAUUCUGAUAAUGCAGCAAAGUACUCUCCUAUUUACUCUUAGAUUUGUGAUCAGCAUGAUUGGAUUUUUGUGGGCAACAUAUGCAUCUAUGGCAUUUCUUGGCGACAGUCAACCCGCGGGGAGGAAAGCAUUAGCAGUAUAUCCAAUUUUCCUGUUUUACUUUGUCAUAUCGUGGCUAAUUUUAUCCCAUACCACAUAAACUGCAACGCAACAAUUAAUCUGUUACAAGACUGUGCAUUGUUCUGGCCUUCCACAUAAAUGCUAAAAGACAGAAGAAAACAGACGGAAGGAAUGGCAAUGCUUUUGAUUGCGAUGUUUAUGUGAUAUUUUUGAAGUCCUGUAUCUGGACAUAUUCCAAUAUCGUGCUUUUGUGAAUGAUACACAUAUAGUAGGUAGAUAAGUAUUUAUUAUCUUCUUAGAACAUUCAAUACGUCAAUUAUGAGACUUGUAAUUAUAUUUAAUCUCACUAAAUGCACGCGCUACAAUUGAGACAAAUUUAUUGCCGGUACAAAAAUAUGUAUUCUUUCUUCACGAAUGGAAAAAUUGUCAGAUUAGUAUAUAUUUAUAUGGACUUGAUAAGAAAAACACGAAAUAAUCGAUCAAAUACACUGUUGUUAAUUCUA